GACUCCGUUACCCAGCUUCCUUUGUGGAAUAGCCGUUGCGCAUUUCCGGUGGAAGCGCUGAGGCGAGGGGGUGGAGUUUGCAGAGCCGGUGGGCGGUAGGCGGUGUUACCGGUAGCUGGGUGCAGUCCAAAGGCGCCUGGGCGUCGUUACGGGAGCAAGCUGUGACCGGUUGGGCCUCAUUUAGCGUGGGACGAAGCUUCAGCUGCUGUUUGACUUCGUGCGGACUCCCCUUGAUGUCGGCCCUCGAAAAGAGUAUGCACCUCGGCCGCCUGCCUUCUCGCCCUCCUUUACCUGGCAGCGGGGGCAGUCAGAGCGGAGCCAAGAUGCGAAUGGGCCCUGGAAGAAAGCGGGACUUUUCUCCUGUUCCUUGGAGUCAGUACUUUGAGUCCAUGGAAGAUGUAGAAGUAGAGAAUGAAACUGGCAAGGAUACUUUUCGAGUUUACAAGAGUGGUUCAGAGGGUCCAGUCCUGCUUCUUCUGCAUGGAGGAGGCCAUUCUGCUCUUUCCUGGGCUGUGUUCACAGCAGCAAUCAUUAGUAGAGUUCAGUGUAGGAUUGUGGCUUUGGAUCUGCGAAGUCAUGGUGAAACAAAGGUCAAGAAUUCUGAAGACCUGUCUGCAGAAACAAUGGCAAAAGAUGUCGGCAAUGUGGUUGAAGCCAUGUAUGGGGAUCUCCCUCCUCCAAUUAUGCUGAUUGGACAUAGCAUGGGCGGUGCUAUUGCAGUUCACACAGCAUCGUCUAACCUGGUGCCAAGCCUCCUGGGUCUGUGCAUGAUUGAUGUUGUGGAAGGUACAGCCAUGGAUGCACUUAAUAGCAUGCAGAAUUUCUUACGUGGUCGUCCUAAAACUUUCAAGUCUCUGGAGAAUGCUAUUGAAUGGAGCGUGAAAAGUGGCCAGAUUCGAAACCUGGAGUCUGCCCGUGUCUCAAUGGUUGGCCAAGUCAAACAGUGUGAAGGAAUUACAAGUCCAGAAGGCUCAAAAUCUAUAGUGGAAGGAAUCAUAGAGGAAGAAGAAGAAGAUGAAGAAGGAAGUGAGUCAGCAAAUAAGAGGAAAAAGGAAGAUGACAUGGAGACCAAGAAAGACCAUCCAUAUACCUGGAGAAUUGAACUGGCAAAAACGGAAAAAUACUGGGAUGGCUGGUUCCGAGGCUUAUCCAAUCUCUUUCUUAGUUGUCCUAUUCCUAAAUUGCUGCUCUUGGCCGGUGUUGAUAGGUUGGAUAAAGAUCUGACCAUUGGCCAGAUGCAAGGGAAGUUCCAGAUGCAGGUUCUCCCCCAGUGUGGCCAUGCAGUCCAUGAGGAUGCCCCCGACAAGGUAGCCGAAGCUGUUGCUACUUUCCUGAUCCGGCACAGGUUUGCAGAGCCCAUUGGUGGAUUCCAGUGUGUGUUUCCUGGCUGUUAGCGACCUGCUUAUCUGCUCCUCCCCAACAUUGAGCUCUGUUGUAAAUACAUCGCACCAGAGGCCACUGUGAUGCCGCUGUCUCCUCACCAUCCCGCCCGGCCAUGUGACACCGGCUCCCUGUAGACGGGCAUCCCCAGAUGUACAAACCCUUUUGUGUAUUCCUGCCAAAAGCACUGUUUUCCAGGGCCCUUGACCAACAUCGGCCUCCCUACUCCAGGGCUCCCCAACUCCUACCCCUUCCCUGUGCAGGAGCAGCCCCUGCCUGUUCUCCCUGCCUUGCCUAAGGUGAAGCCUCCAUCGGAGCUGCCCCCCCUGGGCCCCUGUUCCUGGUAUUAGGCAAUGCAUCUGGGUCCAAAUAUCUCCCUAGGCUCAGGGACCUCCGUUCCUUGAGAUUGUUCUUGGUGUGGUCCUGCCAUACCUUAUGGGAUGGACAAUGCACAGGGUGGUCCUUAUUUUUCCCUUUCAAAUAAAACACCAAUCAGGUACCUUUUUAUCCCAGUCUUACUCUUCCAAGUUUGGAAGACCCAGAGAAGCUAGGAUCCCAUUCUUAGGUACAGGGAGGGGUGGUGGAUAGCAUCACAAGAAACCAGGCUGAAAAUCAGGUCCAGCCAGUCCAAGCACAUGGCCUCCCAUCUGGGAAAGCCCACUGUCCCACUCCCACAUGUCUGGGCACCUGCCCUGGGCUGAGGCCAGGCUGCUCUAGGGGCCUCUUGAGCCCUCACCUGCUAUUGAGCAACCCAGGUUAAAUACAGCCCAUGCACAAAAUCACAGGCUAAAGCCUGUGGAAGUGUUUUUAAUAAUCAAAUUUAACCAUUUUCAUAAUUGGUUCCUGGAGGUGUGCAGAGUGUCGGCUUGCCUCUUCUAGACCCACAGCUUCUCUUCGCCAUUUGUGAUUUCCAUGUCACUCUCCAUAGAAACAUUACAGCCUAGCACUCCCAGUCUUUACCCUCUUCCAGCUGCCCCAUCACAGCACUGCAGCCUCCUCCUGCUGUCCUGGCACGCCAUUUCCAAGGGCAGGGAGGGGCAAUCUCCUGAAGCCCAUCUUUUCUGUGACUGUCUUAGGUGAUGCGUAGCCCCCUCCAACUUUCCACCCAACAACUUCCUAUCCCUGUCCUGCUGCAUGGUCCGGAGUCUGGGACCUAUUUUGUUUCUUUGUUAUUUAUGACGUUGUGUAAAGAAAAUAAAUAUCUCCCAACCUUUA
Molecule: messenger RNA, 2595 nt
Organism: Cynocephalus volans (Philippine flying lemur)
Lineage: Eukaryota; Metazoa; Chordata; Mammalia; Dermoptera; Cynocephalidae
Gene: PPME1
Product: protein phosphatase methylesterase 1
Exons: 14
Coding region: 234-1394 (386 amino acids)
Biological process (GO): protein demethylation
Molecular function (GO): protein methylesterase activity
Source: RefSeq, a predicted model, not a curated record